Messenger RNA from Setaria italica (foxtail millet), 5219 nucleotides. RefSeq lists its product as uncharacterized. Bases 1512 to 3128 code for a protein of 538 amino acids. NCBI's taxonomy places the organism in Eukaryota, Viridiplantae, Streptophyta, Magnoliopsida, Poales, Poaceae. The record is from RefSeq and is a predicted model, not a curated record. The transcript is spliced from 2 exons.
AACUUCAUUAUUUAAAUCUAGAAGUUAAUACUGGAAAGACAGUUAAUACUAAAGAAAAUAUAAAUAUCAGGUGCAGAAUAAAUAGCUCUGAAGAUCAUACUUGGCAUACCUCACACGGUCAGAUAAACUUAAUAGUUGACUUAAUACAUAACUUUUAUAUAUCUUGGGGUAAAAGGCAAGACGAUUUAGAAUUAAAUUUUGAAAAACUACAAAAAGAACAUAAGCACUUAGAAGAGAAUAUUUUAGUCUUGAAUAAUAAAUUAGAAUUAAUCUUGUAGCCUUGAAUAAUAAAUUAGAAUUAAUCUUGCAAGCAGCAGAAGAAUGUAGAAAUUCACUAGGAAGAAUCAUCCAAAAUAGUGAUUAUAUUAAAAAGGAUAUAACCCACCUAUAUAAGAAAUUUGAUAAUACUAAUAUUGAGCAUAACAAAGAAAUUGUUCUAUCAUCAACAAGAUUAGUUGAGUUUAAUAGAUCAUUAAACUCUGAAAAAUGGAAAUAUCUGAAAGUCUCUCUAGAAGAGAUAAGUCACUCCAGCUAGUAAAUAGAGACAUAAAGCCUUUAAGCUUUAUGGAUAAAUUGAAAGGAGGAUGUGAUGAUAUUGAAAACUUAGAAGAAAUGAUAGAUGUAGAAAGGGAUCUUGAAAGAUAUCAAAGAGAUACCUUAAGAAAGAUAAGACCUCAGCAAAUAUAUCAAAUGAGCUAGUUUGAAAAUAAAAAUGGACUAUACAAAAUAUCUAGAGAAGUAGAAUUAAGUGUUCUAACAGAACCAGUUCAACUAAGAAUUGUUAGUAAACAAUUUGAGAACGGGCUAAAAUAUUCAUGCUACAAAUAUAUUCAUCAGGGAAUGUAUAUCAUAGGAAUUAAAGGAAUGACUAGGAAGAAAUUAGGAACCAAAGUUCUAAUAACCCUGUUAGAUAAAAGAUGGGAUUCAGUGAAUAAAGCAGCAUUAGGUUUCUUAGAAGGAGAUAUGAAUGAAAAUAUGUUAAUAAUAUACAUAGCUCCAGAUUUAAUAAUGCCAAUAAAAAAAUUUAUAGAUAAAAUGGCAAUUGGUUUUCAAACAAAGGCUAUGAAGACUUUAAAGGUACAAAUUUAUUAGUAAGUAUAGAAUUUGUAGGAAGGUUAACUAAUAGAAGUGCAACUAAAUACAAGGUAAAUGUAAACAAUGUAAUAGAAAGUAUGUAGUUUAAGGGAAUAAAAUUCAUGAGUCCCUUAAAAAUUAGUUCUGAAGAAAGAGCAGGUGAAGAAUGGAAUAUAAGUGCUUUAAGAGAACCAAAGAUUUUAAAACAACCUAAAGAUUAUGUAAGCUAUGAAAAUAGUAAAGGCAAAACUAGUAUCAGAUUUGUUAAUUAUAAAGAAAGAAGUUUAGAUGAUUUAGAAGUUUCAACUUCUGAUUCAAAUAUAGAAGAAGCUAGAAGACAUAGCGUAUGUGAAUUUAUGGAAAAAUUAGAUAUUGAUAAUGAAAUGAAACACUAUGAGAAAAAAUUAAGUAAGGUUUAAGAUGAAUAUAAUACCUCUAUGAUAUGUGAAUGGUCUACUGUUAGAGAAAAAGAGAUCUAUUUCAGACAAGAAUUAUAUAGACUUAAUAAAAUUAAGAAAAAAAGAGAGCUAAAUAAUAAAAGGGUUAACAUGCCAAUAAUGAAUCAUGAAACUAUUUUGAAACAUAUAAGUGAUAAAGAUAGUAGAAUUCAGAAAGAAUUAGAGAAUAAUAAAGAAAGGGUAAAGGAAGAAGAAGAGGUUGUUAUAAGUGAAGAGGAUCAAUGGGAGAUCAAUAAUAAAAUUUUAUUAAAAAGUUAUGAAGAAGAGGAUGAAGAUAUAAUUGAAAUACAUAGUAGUAAGUCAGAAUCUCAUAUCCAUUCUUUAGGAAAUGAAGAAUUAUGCAAAAAAGAUACUGCUAUAGAAGCCAUGGAUAUAGAUCCUAGUCCAUCUAAAAGAAGACGAGAACAAGAGAGAGAUAUAAAAAUUGAAGGAGAAAGGGAUAGAUCAUCUAGAAAACCAGGAAAUUGGCCACCAGAAAAGGAAGAACCUACAUAUAACUAUAUACCUGGACAAUAUAAGCAUAUGGGUUCAAAAAGGAGAGAAUUUGAAAGGACUAUGCAAUUUCAGAAUUAUAGAAGUGAUGGUGCAAUAUUAAAUUUAGCAGCCCAUGAUCCUAUAGAUUGGCCAAAUAUUAUAAGCAUAUGGAAAAGCUUAAUAGUCCAAAAAUAUGUACAAAAUCAGCAUAAUAUUGGAAGUAGAGUAGAAGAUAUGAUUACAUAUUUAGAAACAUUCUUAGGAGAAUCAAUUAAAGUUCUAUGGGAACAAUGGGUAGAAACUUAUCCUCAUUAUUAUGAAGAAUUAAAAAGAGCUGGCAACAACCCUUAUAAUUUUGCAAAUGUCAUAUCAAGCAUUGUCAUAGAUGAAGAUCCAGAGUUAGGUUAUACUACAUUACAAAAUGAAAGAUUGAAGGAAAUAAAGAAGUUGACUUUAACAAAUUGGAAAGGAAUAAAAGAGUUCUCUCAGCAUUAUUUGUAUAAUACCACAACUGCUAAGCAAGGCUAUAAUAAGAGUAUAGUUGAAAGGUAUUUUAAUAAAUUGCCAGAUCCUUUAGGAUCUAUGAUAUUUGAAGAAUAUAAAAAGGAGUCUAAUGGAAAGGAAUAUAAUAUUUCUCAGGUUAUAACAUUUGUUUUUAAGCAACUAAGAAAGAUAUGCACAAGCAUACAAGCUCAAAGGUCAAUGAAGCAAUCAGACUAUAAUUUUUGUAAUAAAAUAGUUCAAAUACCAUUGACAUAUGGAGAAGAGAAAUGUAGAAAUAAGAAAUACCCUAAAAAUUAUAAAAAGGGAAAUGUAAAGAUAAAGAAAAGAUAUUUUCUAAGCAGAUUAGAUAAUAGAGCUUCUUUCCUUCACAAGAGAAAUGUAAGAAGAUAUAAUCCUAGAAAAAAUUAUGAUAGUACAUGUAGGUGCUUUAUUUGCAAUUUUCCAGAUCAUUUAAGUAAAACUUGUCCUAAUAAAGAUAGGAAGAGAUAUUCUAACAAACAAGAAGAGCAAGAAAAGGUGUUGAUUAUAGAUAGUGUUAAUGAAAAUAUUUUGGUAUGUGAUGAAGAUAUAAUGGAUGAUGAAUCGAUAUAUUCAAUAAUAGAAAUAGAUGAAAUUUAAUAUAAUGAAGAAGAUGAAUCGAGUGACGAAGAAUUAAAUUUGAUUAAGGAACUAGCAGGAUUAAAGAUAGAAAUGAUGGAUCAAAUAAUUCGGGAUCAUAAAAGAGAUGACUUUAAUAUAAAAUAUAUAUUUUGUAUAUAUUAUCAAGAUCUAGCAAAAAGGGCUACUUGUAGUUUAUGUAUAAAACAGGCAUGUAUGUCAUGCUUAGAACAACAAAAUGACAAGAGAGUAGUCAAUACAAAAUAUGAGGAAAAUAAGAUUAGUCCAAAGGAGGACUCUUCAAAUGAUAAAAGAGAGAAUAAAUAUUUAGUCAAUACUCCACAAGAGUUUCUUAUCCCAAGGAUAAGUUUUAAGACUGAACAAGUAUUGGCAUAUUUUACACAAGAUAUUAUAGAUCUAAUAUGGAAGAAAUAUGCUGAAAGGCAGAACAAAAUAUUUCAUGAUAUACAAAAUUACUUCAUGAGGCUAUAUCAAGGAAUAGAAAGGAAUUUGGGAAUAAUAGUUAAUACAAAUACCUUUCCUUUACUUCAUCUUGAUGAUAAAUUAAUUGUUAAGCCUCAUCAUUAAUUUAUAAUACUUAAGGCUGAUAUAAACCUAAAAUAUUUUAGAAAUAUACAAAGGCAUACAGGAGAAGAUAUCUCAUUACAAACUAUUAUUGACCAUGGGUUAGUCCGAGAUAUAUAUGGAACAUUGGAAGAAAUACUUCAAUCUAAUUUAGGAAAGGCUAUUAAAGAAGCAUGUAAAAGAUUGGCGUGUGUUCAAGGAAGAUAUAAAAUAAAAUACUAUUCUAAUCCACCAAAAUUUACACUACCAUUGAGACCAGCAAGUCAUGAUAUAUAUAUUAUAAAAGGUUCAUAUAAAUUCCCUACGAUAUGGUCGUCAGAAACAUGGCAAAAUUAUGAAGAAAUACGUGCUAAAAAUAAUCAUGAUAAUUGGAGAAUCAUCAGUGAAGCAAAAGAAAUAGAAGGAAAUACUAAAUUUGAUCCUGAAUACCAUAUGAUGUAUCAAAACAAAAUAACAAAGAUAUUUCUAUGAUAAUAUUAUGGAAAGAAUAGUAUAAUAUCAAAAGAAGUAGGAAGGCUACUUAAGCCAAAUUAUGGAAUCGAAUGCCAGUUAAGAAAGGAAUAUCGUGAGUUGCUGUCAUGGUAUGAACCGUGGCAACCAGAGGAACCUGAUAUUGAAGAAGAAGAAUAGAAAUACAGCUAGCAUAAAAGAAUAUUUUGUUUCACAGGAGAAUAAGUUCCCUAUGUUGUUAAAGUGUUAACCAAAUUCGGCCGGGGGAAGAAAAAGGAAUAAUACUGCAUGCCAUGAUGUUGUGAUUGAAGUCUGCGACGUCAAUCAUUCGGGCGUGGAAGACCAUACCAAGCAGCAUCCAGAAUAUCGUGACAAUACAGUGUGCGAUAGAGGACAAGGCAAAAGGAAUAAAUAACGACUCUACUGUAGCCAGGACAAUUAUUGAGGAGCGGAGAGCCGUCCAGGUGUCCAGGAAACAGAAGAGGAGAAUAGUUGAAGGCACCAGACGUCUUAAGCAUGAAGCAACUCCAGAAGCCUCUGCCGUGACUAUAAAAGGAGCUGCCAAGUGAAGCAUUCAGCAUCACCACAUCAACCACCAUAUCGAGCACCGAAGCACCGAAGAAGCAAGAUCAAUGAAGACCUCCACCCACACUCCACUCAUACUCCAUGAAGACAUCCACCACCUCGGAAGUGCUCUGAGGAAAUAUUAGCCACCAUAUUUAGAAUCAUCCACUACCGUUGUAUUACUCCACCACCUCUGUACUACUACUAGAAUAAAGGGAGGCCGUCGAAGCUCAUCCCUCGGUUUGUAAGCAGGAUGUGGAGUUUCUGUGCACCUGGAGGCUGCGAUUGAUGUGGAGUUGCUGUGCACCUAAACACUAUAGUUCAAGUCAAGUUACUGUGCACAUUGAGGCAGGACUAGUAUGUGCAGUUGUCCUGCACCUAUAUAUUACUAUUCUUAUGGUAUUGCUACCCAGAUUAUGUGUUUUGCUGCCCGGUGCUACUGUCAUGGUUUUUAUGUAUUUGGACCUACUAUAUUAUCAGGAUGGGUACCUUCUCUAUAAAUUGAUUUGUGUC